Trachymyrmex cornetzi is the source of this 1040-nucleotide messenger RNA. Its product is annotated as ras-like GTP-binding protein RhoL. The transcript has 6 exons. Gene Ontology annotation, molecular function: GTPase activity; GTP binding. The coding region runs from base 237 to 878 and encodes 213 amino acids. The record is from RefSeq and is a predicted model, not a curated record. Gene Ontology annotation, biological process: small GTPase-mediated signal transduction. Lineage: Eukaryota; Metazoa; Arthropoda; Insecta; Hymenoptera; Formicidae.
UACUCCACGUCAGCUGAUUCUUCAUGCGGCGGCCGCGGGCUGUCACAGGCGGCAAAUGUGCGCGUUCUGUAGUCCUCGAGCAACCGUUGCGACGUGCGUAUGCGCGACACGCAUCAUCAGUCUUUCCUCUGCGACUCGGUAUACCGUAUCGCGACGUCGAUGUCUCUAUAAGACUCUCAGCUACGAACAUGUGAAACGUUCUUGAUGCCGCCGUUUAACGCGUGCUCUCUUCUCGCAUGACGUAUCUCACGAACGUUUCACACGUGCCUUUCGAGUUCUCCGUGAAGAGGAAAAACCGUGAUAGGAAAACAAAGAUGACGUCUCGAAACAAACCAAUUAAAAUUAAAAUUACGACCGUUGGCGAUGGUAUGGUUGGGAAAACAUGUAUGCUAAUCACGUAUACAAAGAAGGAAUUCCCAACGGAAUAUGUACCUACCGUUUUCGAUAACUACGUUGACAGCAUAUGCGUAGGUGGACAGCAAUUUGAAAUGACAUUGUGGGACUCGGCUGGUCAAGAAGAUUACGAGAGGCUUAGACCAUUAUCAUACCCAAACACUGAUUGUUUCCUGGUCUGUUUUUCUGUAAGUGCUCGUAGUUCUUUCGAAAAUGUAGCGAGUAAAUGGCAUCCAGAACUCAAAGCGCAUUGUCCCAAUGUGCCAAUUGUACUUGUGGGUACCAAGGCAGAUCUUAGAAAUCAUCAAGAAGCUAUGGAUAUUAUUAGUCCACGAGAUUGCAACAAAAUGAGAAGAAAGAUAAAGGCAGUCAAGUACGUCGAAUGUUCCGCAAUAAAACAGGAGGGUCUUGAAGAGGUUUUUGUGGAAGCUAUUAAAGCCGUACUGAAAAAACCGCGAUCGAGAAAGCUUUGCUGCAUCCUUUGAAACUAAUGCAUUUUAAUGCAUCAGUUUGAAAAACACAUCUGACGAUUAUAAUUAUUAAGAGACCUAUGUUAAACCAAAGAUUUUCUUUCCAUCUUUUGUUCACGUGCUUUUUUUCUUGUACAUUUUAUCCUUAACGAUAUCCGUAAGAUAUAUUUUACUUUC